CAAGAUGGCGGUGCUGGCGCCGGUGCUGGCGCUGCUGUCGGCCGUGCCCGCGCUGUGCCGCUGGCUCGCCCGCCCGUACUACCCGCUGUCCGCGCUGCUCGCCGCCGCCUUCCUGCUCGUGCGCAAGGUGCCGCCGCUCUGCCGCGGGCUGCCCUCACAGCGCGAGGAUGGGAACCCCUGCGACUUCGACUGGCGCGAGGUGGAGAUCCUCAUGUUCCUCAGCGCCAUCGUCAUGAUGAAGAACCGACGCUCCAUCACGGUGGAGCAGCACAUUGGGAACAUUUUCAUGUUCAGCAAGGUAGCAAAUGCCAUCCUCUUCUUCCGCCUCGACAUCCGGAUGGGUCUGCUCUACCUCACACUCUGCAUCGUGUUCCUGAUGACCUGCAAGCCCCCGCUCUACAUGGGCCCCGAGUACAUCAAGUAUUUCAGUGACAAGACCAUAGAUGAGGAGCUGGACCGGGACAAGCGGGUGACCUGGAUCGUCGAGUUCUUUGCCAACUGGUCCAGCGAGUGCCAGUCAUUCGCCCCCAUCUUUGCCGACCUCUCUCUUAAGUACAACUGCUCGGGGCUGCACUUUGGGAAGGUGGAUGUCGGCCGGUACACGGACGUCAGCACCAGGUACAAGGUCAGCACCUCGCCCCUCACCAAGCAGCUGCCCACCCUCAUCCUCUUCCAGGGCGGGACAGAGACCAUGCGCCGGCCUCAGAUAGACAAGAAGGGCCGGGCCGUGUCCUGGACCUUCUCUGAGGAGAAUGUGAUCCGGGAGUUCAACCUCAAUGAGCUCUACCAGAAGGCCAAGAAGCAGGCGAAGCCGCGGGAGGAGGAGCCCCCCGGGGGGCAGGCACCCACCGGGCACCCCGAUGGUGAGGCCAAAAAAGACAAGUAGAGGCUGCACUGUGCUGUCACCCAUCGCCUCCUCAUGUCACCCUGGUGGCACCAGCCCCGGCGUUGGG
This is a messenger RNA of Pezoporus flaviventris, 953 nucleotides long. It is a transcript of the gene TMX2, whose product is annotated as thioredoxin related transmembrane protein 2. Gene Ontology annotation, molecular function: disulfide oxidoreductase activity. The transcript has 8 exons. The coding region runs from base 5 to 886 and encodes 293 amino acids. Gene Ontology annotation, biological process: brain development. The record is from RefSeq and is a predicted model, not a curated record. Gene Ontology annotation, cellular component: membrane-bounded organelle. Lineage: Eukaryota; Metazoa; Chordata; Aves; Psittaciformes; Psittacidae.